Molecule: messenger RNA, 1014 nt
Organism: Effrenium voratum
Lineage: Eukaryota; Dinophyceae; Suessiales; Symbiodiniaceae
Source: the annotation of a GenBank genome assembly
CCAGGAGGCACCCACAGCUCCACCCGGGCAGCGACUGCUUCGUCUUCGAGACCAAGCGCAUCCCCGCCAUGCUGCCGGCCUUGGGCUACGUCUUCAUCGGUUCCCCGCCCUUCGGGCAGCUGCUGCUGGAGGCCAUGAAGACGACAAGUGGUUCGGAGCCGCUCGUGUGGAACCGGCACCUGACCUUCCACCUGGAUUUGCAGCGUAGGAAGUUCGAUUGGAAGGACAACUCCCACGAGAGCCAGGAGUUUGUGCUCUACAACAACAUCGCGGGCUUCGGCCUGUCGGAGAACGGGAUCGUUUUUUCCACGCGGAAGGCCACCCGAGAGCUGAUGGAAGAGGUCGCGACCAGCUUCACGUACCCCUCUUCAGUGCUGCUGGACAAGCUGGGCCAUUUCGUCGAUCUGGAGCAAUGUUUCCAGGAGAGUGGGACGAUUGUGGCCGUGGUCAUGGUCCUACUUGGCACCAGGUCGGGAGGCGAGUCCAGCACCGUCAUGGGUUUCGACCUUUGGAGACCCGACAGCGACGCGCCGACGGAGCUUUGGGCGAACCGGGGCCGGCGCCGCAUGUUCACCCUGCCCCCGAACUUGCAGGGGAAGGUCUUUGGCCCCAGCAUCGUUUUGGCGACCACCUCACUGCCAUUCGCCGCUGGAGACUGCUUCGGCUGGGUUUGGCUCCACGACUGGGCGGGGGUUCUGCUGGGCGCGACAGCUUCAAGCGGCCGGGUGCGGUACAACGCCACGGAGCGAAGCUUUGAACCCAAGGGCCCACAAGCCUUCACCACAGCCAUCAACCAGCGCUUCGCCAUCCGCGCGAUUGUGGAGUACGAUUCCGUGCUGAGAAGCCUGGGUGUCAGGUGAGUCCGGCGUCCCCCACCCGGCUUCCGGGUCAGUCACACUGACCCGGUGUGGGCGAGUCCUUCUUUACGUAAGAUGGGUGGCUCGUCUUCUUUUAGGGGUCCGCCCAAAGUGGUGGUUUUCCCUUUGGUUUCCCUUUCAACCCACAAAAAAUGGG